CUAACCCCAGCUGUGCAGAGCUCAUAAGCUGCAGCAGCUGUCUCUGUCCUCCAGAGGAAGAGCUGGAGUUUGGAGAGACGUGCGGACUGCGCUGAGAGCCGCCACCAUGCCGCGCACAGGCUUAAAUUAGGGACAAAGUUUUCUGGCAUUAUUCAGUUGUUAUCACCGCUCUCUGACAACAUGGAGUACUGGAGGCAGUGUGCUAUGUGGCUGAUCAGCUGCAACGUGCUGCCCCCGAACCACCGGGUGACUGCGGACAUGGCGCAGGUGUUCGACCUGGCGCAAACCCUGCGGGACGGGGUGCUGCUGUGCCAGCUGCUCAACAACUUGAAACCUCACACCAUCAACCUGAAGGAGAUCAAUCUCAGGCCACAGAUGUCGCAGUUCCUGUGCUUGAAGAACAUUCGCACAUUCUUAACGUCUUGCUGUGUGGUGUUUGGAAUGAAAAAAAGUGACUUAUUUGAAGCCUUCGAUCUCUUCGAUGUUCGAGAUUUUGGAAAGGUUAUGGACACGCUAUCGAAGCUGUCUAACACAGCAAUUGCACAGCAAGGAGGAUUUAAGCCAUUCCCAACCGAGGAAAGCCUAAAAGACGAGGACAUUUACAAUAAUCUGGAAGACUUGAUUGAUGAGAAUGCCCCAGAGGAUGAGGACGACUUGUAUGCGGCGGUCUAUGGGCUGGAAGAAGACUAUGCAGGUGGAGAAAUCUAUGAAGAUCUCAUGAGGACUGAACAGCAACCCCCAUUGAAGCAGGUGGAGGUAGAUGUCCGGAGCUGCUGCCUUACAGAGAUUAAACAGACGGAGGAGAAAUACACAGAGACCCUGGAGUCCAUCGAGAAGUAUUUUCUAAAUCCUCUGAAGAAAUUCUUCUCUACGGCUGAAAUUGAAAAAGUUUUUGUCAACAUACCAGACCUGGUUAAACUUCACAAGAGCCUGAUGGUUGAAGUGCAGGACUCCAUCCUAAACAAAAAUGCCUUAAAUCUCUACCAGAUUUUUAUCAGCUACAAAGAGAGACUGCUCAUUUAUGGGAUAUACUGCAGUCAGGUGGAGAUCGCCAUCGCUGUUUUAGACCUCAUUUGCAAAGAGAAAGAGGAUGUUCGUCUAAAACUGGAGGAGUGCUCAAAGAGAGCCAACAAUGGGAAGUUUACACUGAGGGACCUGCUGGUUGUCCCAAUGCAGAGAGUCCUCAAGUACCAUCUACUUCUUCAGGAGCUAGUCAAACACACUCACGAUGCUGCUGACAAGAGCAACUUGAAGAUCGCUCUUGAUGCCAUGAAAGACCUGGCUCAGUAUGUCAACGAGGUGAAGAGAGAUAAUGAGACUCUAAGGGAGAUCGACCAGUACCAGAGGUCUAUUGAAAACCUGAAUCAGCCUCUAAUCAGCUAUGGUCGACCAAAAGGUGACGGAGAAGUGCGCAUAGUCUCCAGUGUUGACAAGAGGAAACAAGACAGACACAUCUUUUUAUUUGAUGUGGCUGCCAUUGUUUGCAAGCGAAGAGGAGACAACUAUGAGAUGAAGGACAUACUCGACCUCAACUUCUUCAAGAUCACAAACAACCCAACCUCGGACAGAGAGAGUAAAAAGUGGUGCUACGGGUUCUACGUGACUCAUCAGCAGGGGCACACAGGCUUUGAACUCUUUUUUAAGACCAGAGAGCUGAAGAAGAAGUGGUUGGAUCAGUUUGAAAUGGCCAUGUCAAAUAUCCGACCAGAGAAAGCCAACCACAACUCCCAUCAGUUCAAGAUGCACACCUUUGAAAGGAUCACUUCCUGUAGUUUUUGUCAUCUCUUGCUCAGGGGCAUCUUUAACCAGGGUUAUCUCUGUCAAAAAUGCGGGCUGGGGGCUCAUAAGGAGUGUCUGGGUCGACUGGGAGUCUGUGGGAGAACAGAUUCUGCCAAGCCGAAGCCCAAGGAAAGCACAACACCACCAGACCCAGGUUUACCCAGGAUGAUUGUCAUCAAAGACUACAGUGGCAUUCCCUGUCCCCAGUGUGGGCCCCCGCUAAGCAUUCAUGCGGGGGAUGUCAUUGAACUGAUAUUUGCCGACCUGCACAGCUCCUGGUGGCAGGGCAAAAUUCUGGCGACAAGCAAGAUUGGCUUCUUUCCAAGUGACGCUGUGAGGCCUUGCCCAUGUGUUCCAAAACCUGUCGAUUACUCUGCCCAGCUCUGGUUUGCAGGGCCAAUGGAGAGAUAUCAGGCUGAGGUGGAGCUCUUGGACCGAGGAAACAGCACCUAUCUGGUUCGACACAGGAGUAAAGAGUGCACUGAAUACGCCAUCAGUAUAAAGUUCAACGACAAAGUCAAGCACAUUAAGAUUCUGACCAAGGAUUGCUGUUUUUACAUCGCUGAGAGCCGCCUGUUCAAGACUGUGCUGGACUUGGUGGAAUACUACAAGCAGCACUCUCUGAAGGAGGGUUUCAGCAGUCUUGACACCACUCUGCAGGUUCCCUAUAGGGAACUGUCCAAUGGAAACAUACCCAGGGCCAUUACCAAGGCUGGCAAUGUGUUUUCUCCCAGGGUGGUGGGUAUUGCAGUAGCACGCUAUGACUUCUGCUCCAGAGACACACGAGAGCUCUCCCUGCUUCAGGGAGACAUUAUCACGAUCUACUCGAAGAUGUCCAAUGGGUGGUGGAAGGGAGAGAUCGACGGCAGGGUAGGUCUACUGUGGGCUGGUUUCCCUCUACUUACGUGGAAGAGGAGGAGUGACUUUUCCGGAUGAAUGACAUCUAUUCGGCAUCCAUUCAAAGUUGACCACCUCCAGUGAGAGCCAUGCUGCUUAGCUGCUCUCUGUGCCCUGCAAGCCAGAUCUCUUAGAUAAAACCCAGAGACUCUGACUUAAGAGGAAGCGGCAGUGCCCCCAAAAACCUUCUUCUGCCCUCUGACAGACUCUCACACAGAGCAGAUGUCAAAUCACAGAUUCCAGGAGCGCCACUCCAUAUCUCGCCUUUCUGCGGCCUGUCUGCCCCUGCGGCCCUAUGGGAAGUGCAUGUGCUGUGCCCAGAUAACCCUCCCUCCUCCCUUCCUGCUCACCUCGUCUUAUUAUUGAUGACUCCAUUGGCUGGUGUGAGACUUGCCUUAACUGUCAUCAUGUUUCAAUACCAGGAAGGCUCAGUCACCCAACUGGAACAUAGAUCCCGCUGACAGCGCACACCCAGGUACUCGUACCAAAUUUAAAUGCAGAUGCUGAGGAGCUUUGACUGUUGGAACACUAUUGCCCUCUUGGCUGUUCUGACGUUUGUGUUCAACUUUCUUUCUAAAACCCAUUUUAUUUUUGAAAUUUUAAAUUACUGGACUGAUAUAAAAUAUGUGAUAUUUAAAUGCAAUUGCUGAAACGGGAUUUGAUGCCGUUUUAAAAAAGGAUGGAGUGAUUUCAGCACCACAGCGUGGAGGAUUGAUCUGUCAUUUACAUGUGAUGUGUUUGCACUUUUAUGACUAUUAGUCUUGCAAAGUCAGAAGUAAUUUCAUCAUAUCAUGACAGGUAAACACAUCUGGAGACAAAGCAGUUGAUAAUGUGGUUGUGGAAGGCGCUGUUUUCCAGUCUGUAUGCUAAGCUAAACUAACAGUUUGCUGGCUGUAGCUUCAUAUGUUGUGGACAGACAUGAAAGUGGUACGAAGUCCUCUCAUCUAACUCUUGUCAUGAAAGCGAAUAAACCUAUUUCGCAAUAGAUUGAAGUAUUCAUUUAAGCCAAAACUGACCACAAUUACGGCUGGCCCCGUGAGUGAAUAUGGUGAAUCAUCAAAAGGAAGAAGCAACUCAUACUUUCAUGAUGUUUCACAAUGUUCCCAUUUAAUGGCACUGAAGGGGGAAAAAAUAUGCCCAGUUCUCAUGUUUGGAUUCAGACAUGUGAAGUCAUCAAAGAGACAAAAUAUGCACAAAAGGAUUUACAAAGCCAAUAUAAGUUUUAAAAGUGCAUGUGUUGUCUAUACUUCACAGAGAGCUCCUUCAUCUUUUGAUCAGUCACUGUGAGCCCCUUUACAAUCCACACAUUUUGUGUUUACCUCAACUCUUUCUGGUUUCAGAAUGAAUGAUUCAAGGAUGAUGUAACAGCUGUUCACUGUAGAGCAAGGUGGCACAAGGGCGUUAAAUGAUGCUGUUUUCCUUCAAACGUUAACAUCCCGCUAACCAUGUGUGUGACAUCAAUAUUUAAUAAAAGCAUACUCUUUGAAUGGUA
Messenger RNA from Micropterus salmoides (largemouth bass), 4168 nucleotides. Its product is annotated as guanine nucleotide exchange factor VAV3-like. Lineage: Eukaryota; Metazoa; Chordata; Actinopteri; Centrarchiformes; Centrarchidae. Gene Ontology annotation, molecular function: protein binding; guanyl-nucleotide exchange factor activity. The record is from RefSeq and is a predicted model, not a curated record. Gene Ontology annotation, biological process: intracellular signal transduction; regulation of GTPase activity; cell migration. Bases 181 to 2715 code for a protein of 844 amino acids. Gene Ontology annotation, cellular component: plasma membrane; cytoplasm. The transcript is spliced from 27 exons.